Penicillium antarcticum is the source of this 3528-nucleotide messenger RNA. Its product is annotated as ATP-dependent helicase dcl2. Gene Ontology annotation, molecular function: ribonuclease III activity; RNA binding. The transcript is spliced from 3 exons. Gene Ontology annotation, biological process: siRNA processing. Lineage: Eukaryota; Fungi; Ascomycota; Eurotiomycetes; Eurotiales; Aspergillaceae. Gene Ontology annotation, cellular component: nucleus; RISC complex; cytoplasm. The coding region runs from base 1 to 3528 and encodes 1175 amino acids. The record is from RefSeq and is a predicted model, not a curated record.
AUGCGCGAUUUCUAUCAUGUGGCCAAGCUAGAAAACUCGACCCUUCCCAGUAUCCUCGGCCUCACAGCCUCAGUUGAUGUGGCUAAAAUUCCGAAGCUUGAACAAAACCUGGACGCAGCCUGUCGAGCGCCAUCACUACAGCGUGAAGAACUGACGGAGUAUGUCCCUCACCGGAAUCUCACUAGAAUUUCCUACAACCAAAUUUGCGAUGGCAUGGUAAGCUCUCCAGCUUUUCUGGACACACUGGAAAAGGUGGUCAUGGAGUUGCGUGAACACAGCAAAAGCGAAGUCUAUAUCCCUAGCGAACUUUUCAAGGUCCCCUCGAAAGCGCGGGCUAUUUGGCAUCACUUAGGAGCAUGGGCUUUACAACACUUCUUGACAAAAACCCUUCAACAGUUCGUCCAGCACAUUACUAAACACAAAACUGUUUCGUCUGUUCGGUCAUAUAAUCACAGAUUUACGGCUUUGAGAACCGUACUGAACAGUAUUGUGGACGGGCCCGUUAUCAGCCUACAGUUGCCUAGCAGCAUUUCGAAUAAAGUGUCACAACUCCUAUCAUUUCUGAAAGAAAAGAAUCACUCGGACUUUUCGGGUAUCGUUUUCGUUCGAGAAAGGGUAACCGCUCAUCUUCUAUCCGCGCUACUUGGUGCUCACCCAUGGACUCGAAAUACGUUCCGAUGCGCGCCCUGUGUCAGCAGCUCUGUCCGAUCUGAAUCUUGGGCCAAACAAGACGCUUCAUCUGUUGAAAUGAAUGAGGACGUGGUGCUGAAUUUCCGGAGUGGCUUGAAAAAUCUGAUCAUUGCUACCAGCGUGCUAGAAGAAGGUAUUGAUCUCCCAGCGUGCCACCUUGUCAUUUCUUUUGACCCUCCAGACAAUAUCACAUCUUUUAUCCAGCGCCGAGGUCGAGCACGACAGGGCGUUUCGGAAUUUGUUGUGAUGAAAGCAGCAGAUGAUGAGUUCAUUACCGCGUCUUCAAAGCAAUAUGGCGACCUUGAAAGGCAAAUGCAAGAUAUAUGUCUGGACCACCAGCGAAGCUAUCAGGUGCCAGAGAUAAACGACAAACAAUUAGACGAGGUCUUUCUCCAACUGCGAUUGGACACGGGUGCCCUGUUGACCAGCGAAAACGCCAUAUCCCAUCUGUAUCAUUUCUGCGCAACCCUGCGAGGUGAACCGCCUAGCGAAACCCAUCCCACGUUCUCGUACAAGAAGAACAGUGAGGGACGGACACGAUCAACAGUUUAUCUGCCGAGCGGCAUCGACCGUUCUUUACGGAUUGUGAAUGGCCACCAUUGGUGGGGAACCAAGCAGUCAGCCCGAGAGGAUGCCGCCUUCCAGGCCGUGCGUGCCUUGCAUGGUCACAAACUCAUAGAUGAUCAUCUUCUUCCUUUGUUUUCGGACGACCCAUGGACCAGUGAGAUUCAAGAAAAUGAUAUUCUCGCGGAGCUUCCCGAUGGAGAAAAUCUGAUUAACUUCUGGAAAGGCAUUCCGGGGCUUUGGACAGAGAGAAAACUGUACAAGUGCCGCAUCAACUUCGCCACAAACGGGGAGGACCGGCCAGAACUUGCAAUGGCGCUCUUUACGCCUGUCAAGCUACCUGUGAAUAGCGACCUAGAUCUUUACUGGGAUAAACAAACCCCAUUCACCGUUACCUUGCAGCCUCUCAAUACCGAGACUGCUAUUUCACCGUCCUCCAGAUACCUUCUGCGGGAGGUCACGACGCUACUCUUCCAAUCGACGCGCGCAAGUCUUGCACAGGAACAGUAUCCAGAGUUUUUGCCUUUUUUCACCCCGGAUCUUCCUUUGCAAGAUUUGAAAAACUGGCUCAGUGUCAAUCAAGGGUCUAUCACCAUUGGUGGGGGCCAAACUAAAGUUCCGAUUCUUGCCCCCUCCGGCUUUAUCCGCAGCCCUAGCCUUUAUUUUGUCCCACACAUUUUUGUGAGAUGGAUUCAAGGGCUAGAUCCCAAGGAGCUGUUUGUUGAGUGCCGCAAAUUUAGAAAGAGAAAGAACCUCCUUCAGCGAGCUCCGUUAUCUUCCAGAACCUUGAACGAAGCCGAAUCCUCCAAAACAACCCGCGUAGCGGCCGCGGAAUGCAUCCUUGACUCCCUGCCCUGGGAACUGGGUCAAGCCAGCCUCGCGAUUCCGCCAAUCAUACAACUUCUGCAUCGACAUCUCAUGGCAAAUGAAAUACAAACCAAGAUGUUUAAAGAUCUACCUGUGAUCGACUCAAGCUAUCUCCAAGAAGCAAUCACAGCGCCUUCUUCUCAAUGGCCAAGCAAUUACCAGCGCUUGGAAUUUUUGGGUGAUUCCAUCCUCAAGUUUGUGGUCGCCUUACAUGCCUUUUCCAAAUAUCCUUUGUGGCAUGAAGGCUAUCUGUCAAAGUUCAAGGACCUGCUCAUCUCGAAUGAGAGGUUGACGUGCGCAGCGGCCAAUGCUCAUCUAGAAAGGUUUAUCUGUGCUGAUUUCAUCACACGAAAACACCCAGUCUUCUCACCGGUUGUGGAUCAAUUGCAGAAUAGGACACUUCCUAGAAAGGUUUUCGCGGAUGUGGUCGAAGCGCUCACAGCAGCAGCCUAUGAAUGUGGUGGAAUACCGCUCUCCCAGCAGCUUCUUGGCAUAUUUCUCCCGGAACUUUCUAACAUCUCAACCAAACUACAACGUACGCGAGACAAAGACCACACGUUUUUGGUCCACUUAGAAGAGAAAGUCGACCUACUGCUUGCCUUCAAAUUCCAGGACCGGGCCCUGAUUUGGGAAGCACUCACACACCCAUCAUGGCAAAGAGACAACACAACUGGGUCUUAUCAGCGGCUCGAAUUUCUGGGAGAUGCGAUUCUUGACUUUCUUGUUUCGAAGAAUCUGUACAAUCAGCAUCCCAAGCUUGCUGAAGGUCGAAUGACGGAGCUUCGAGCUGCUUUAGUCAACGCCGACUUCUUAGCAUUUCUCUGCAUGGAGCUCACCUUGACCGAGCCAUUUUGUUACAAGCCAAGUUCGAUACCAGAAGAUUGCGAACCGAGCACCCUGUCCAAAACUACUCCUUUGUGGAUGUUCAUGCGUCACGAUGCUCCAGAAUUAAUCAGGAUUCAGGCUUCAUGCAGCGAGCGGUAUCGAAGACUCGGCGAUAAGAUCAGAAGAAAUUUAGAAAAGGAGGUUUCAUAUCCUUGGGCCACGCUCGCUCAGUUGGCACCACCCAAGUUCUAUUCCGAUCUUAUUGAGAGUACUCUUGGAGCUAUCUAUAUAGAUAGCGGAGGUUGUAUAGAUGCAUGCGAGAAGUUCUUGGAAAGAAUGAAUCUGAUAGCUUAUCUUGAGCGUUUUGUGGGGCAGGCGGUACACCUCGAGCACCCCAAGAACGCUCUGGACCGCAUUCUUGGUACUCAGAGACCAGAUUUCCAAUUGGCACAAAAUGUUGACGGGCUUUACAAUAUCUCUGUCUGGCUAGAGGGUGCGAAGAUCGCAUCUAUCGACAAUUGUCUAACAAAAAGCGAGGGGGUUGUGCGAGGUGCCGAUGCGGCAUUAGCAUAUUUGUCAUAA